AGCGCGGCUCGCAGUCCCGAGCACGGCGUGGACCGGCGCCCGCGGACGCACGCCAGGUCCGGGAGGCCGAAGGCUGGAAUGGCUUACACAGGGGAGCAAGGAGGAGUGUCCUGUGGUUUCAUUCGCCAGAAUUCCAGCAACUCCGUUUCCUUGGAUUUUGAACCUAACACAGAGUACCGGUUUGUGGAGCAACUAGAAGAGCGCUACAGAUGUGCCCUCUGCCGCUCAGUGCUUCACAACCCACACCAGACCGGGUGUGGGCACCGCUUCUGCCAGCACUGCAUCCUGUCCCUGAGAGAAGUGAACGCAGUGCCCAUCUGCCCAGUGGAUAAGGAGGUCAUUAAAUCUCAGGAGGUGUUUAAAGACAAUUGCUGCAAAAGGGAAGUUCUUAAUUUAUAUGUAUAUUGCAAAAAUGCUCCGGGAUGUAAUGCCAAGAUAAUUCUGGGACGAUACCAGGACCACCUCCAGCAGUGCUCCUUCCAAGCCGUGCCCUGUUCUAAUGAGAACUGCCCAGACGCCAUGCUCCGGAAGGACCUGAAGGAGCAUUUGAGUGCAUACUGUAGGUUUCGAGAGGAGAAAUGCCUUUACUGCAAAAAGUAUAUCGUCGUGAUCAAUCUGCAGAAUCAUGAGGAAAACUUGUGUCCUGAGUACCCGGUGUCUUGUCCCAACAAAUGUUUGCAGAUGAUUCCAAGAACUAAGGUGACUGAACACCUUGCUGUCUGUCCUGAGGCUGAACAAGACUGUCCAUUCAAGCACUAUGGCUGUACUGUCAAGGACAAGCAGGGAAACUUGAGGGAACAUGAGCACGAGGCCCUGCGAGACCACAUGCUGCUGGUUUUGGAAAAGAACCUCCGACUAGAAGAGCAGAUUUCUGACUUACACAAGAGCCUAGAACUGAAGGAGAGUAAGAUCCAGCAGCUGGCGGAAACAGUGAAGACAUUUGAAAAGGAGUUCAGCCAGUUCACACAGCUGUUUGGCAGGAAUGGAAGCAUCCUGUCAAACAUCCAGGUUCUCACCAGUCACAUCGACAAAUCUGCUUGGCUAGAAGCUCAAGUUCGUCAGUUGUUACAAAUGGUUAACCAGCAACAGAGUAAACACGACCUGAGGCCUUUGGUGGAAGCAAUUGAUACCGUGAAAGAAAAAAUUACCCUUCUGGAAACCAGCGAUCAGAAAUUAGUUGUUUUAGAAGGCGAAACUAACAAGCACGACAUGCAUAUUAACGUCCACAGAGCGCAGCUGAAUAGAAAUGAAGAGCGGUUUAAGCUGCUCGAGGGCGCCUGCUACAACGGGAAGCUCAUUUGGAAGGUGACAGGUUACAGGAAGAAGAAGAAGGAGGCCGUGGACGGGCACACAGUGUCGGUCUUCAGCCAGCCCUUCUAUACCAGCCGCUGUGGCUACCGGCUCUGUGCCAGAGCAUACCUGAAUGGGGAUGGGUCCGGGAAGGGGACACACUUGUCCCUGUACUUUGUGGUGAUGAGAGGAGAGUUUGACUCAUUAUUACAGUGGCCAUUCAGGCAGAGGGUCACCCUGAUGCUUUUGGACCAGAGUGGCAAGAAGAACCACAUUAUGGAGACCUUCAAAGCUGACCCCAACAGCAGCAGCUUUAAGCGGCCUGAUGGAGAGAUGAACAUUGCGUCUGGCUGUCCCCGCUUUGUGGCUCAUUCCACUUUGGAGAGCACCAAGAACGCCUACAUUAAAGAUGACACCCUGUUCUUGAAAGUUGCCGUGGAUUUAACUGACCUGGAGGAUCUCUAGCGACUGUUGAUAGUGGGAUAAGAAAGUUCCUCAGGGACACAUCUGAUUGUCUUACUGCCCUGGAUUUGUACACAACAUGCGUUUGUAUUUUGGCUUUUUGCCUUUAACGUCUUUUGUGCCAUCUCCUUUUUGUAUCUGGCCCUUUCCCAGUUUGAAACUUAACACUCAGAAUAUUGUUAUUUAUGCUUGCAUCUCAUGAAAGAUGGUGUUCUGAAAAUACA
Molecule: messenger RNA, 1976 nt
Organism: Jaculus jaculus (lesser Egyptian jerboa)
Lineage: Eukaryota; Metazoa; Chordata; Mammalia; Rodentia; Dipodidae
Gene: Traf5
Product: TNF receptor associated factor 5
Exons: 11
Coding region: 79-1755 (558 amino acids)
Biological process (GO): positive regulation of JNK cascade; positive regulation of canonical NF-kappaB signal transduction; regulation of apoptotic process
Cellular component (GO): plasma membrane signaling receptor complex
Molecular function (GO): thioesterase binding; tumor necrosis factor receptor binding; zinc ion binding
Source: RefSeq, a predicted model, not a curated record